AUGGCCGGCGUGAGUGUGACGCAUAAUAGCGACAUCAGCUGCGACGACAUUGCAAAGCUUGUGAUGGACUACCACUAUCCGAAUGUGUGGGCACUGUAUGCGAAGCGUUGGACUCCCAAGGAUGGCCUGGAUGCGGCGAAGGACAUGAUCACCGAGCUUCAGGUCGCGCUAGCAGCGAAGGAGGAGGAGGCCGCCAAGAAUGCAGCAGAGCUGGAGGAGCAGAGGGCCGAGGCGGAGAAGCUUGCUGCGGAGCUGGUGGAGCAGAGGGCCGAGGCGGAGAAGCUUGCGGCGGAGCUGGUGGAGCAGAGGGCUGAGGCGGAGAAGCUUGCUGCGGAGCUGGUGGAGCAGAGGGCCGAGGCGGAGAAGCUUGCUGCGGAGCUGGUGGAGCAGAGGGCCGAGGCGGAGAAGCUUGCUGCGGAGCUGGAGGAGCAGAGGGCCGAGGCGGAGAAGCUUGCGGCGGAGCUGGUGGAGCAGAGGGCCGAGGCGGAGAAGCUUGCUGCGGAGCUGGAGGAGAAGAGUGCUGAGGCGGAGAAGCUUGCUGCGGAGGUGGUGGAGCAGAGGGCCGAGGCGGAGAAGCUUGCUGCGGAGGUGGUGGAGCAGAGGGCCGAGGCGGAGAAGCUUGCUGCGGAGCUGGUGGAGCAGAGGGCCGAGGCGGAGAAGCUUGGGGCGGAGCUGGAGGAGCAGAGGGCCGAGGCGGAGAAGCUUGCUGCGGAGCUGGAGGAGAAGAGUGCUGAGGCGGAGAAGCUUGCUGCGGAGGUGGUGGAGCAGAGGGCCGAGGCGGAGAAGCUUGCUGCGGAGGUGGUGGAGAAGAGGGCCGAGGCGGAGAAGCUUGCUGCGGAGCUGGUGGAGCAGAGGGCUGAGGCGGGGAAGCUUGCGGCGGAGCUGGAGGAGCAGAGGGCCGAGGCGGAGAAGCUUGCUGCGGAGCUGGUGGAGCAGAGGGCCGAGGCGGAGAAGCUUGCGGCGGAGGUGGCGGCCUUCCGCGCGAAGCGCAAUGCUGCGCUGGAGGCCCGCGACGCGGACGGCACGCUGCCCGUGCUGGAGAAGGCUGUGGCCGCGGACGAGGCGGCUGCGCAGGCGCUGGACCCGCGGCAGAUCGCCGACGGGCCGCUGUACGCUGUGACGCUUGAAGAGCUUUAUGUUGCUCGUGAUGAAACUGAUCGUAUUCUUGAUGCUGAUGGGGAACUUAGGGGUAACCUUGCUGAGAAGGUUGCCGAGUGCAGAGAAUUAAUCGCGAAAAUCGAGGAUGUGGAAAUGUGUCUCUGUGAUGCGCGAAAUGAGCAGUGCGGUAUGCAAGCUAAAAUGGAUGAGUUGGAGCGAUCAUCUGCAGCUGCUUUGCGGGAUCGAGAUGAGGAGCGAAGGAAGGUGGCGACGGAGCUGAUGGCGUUACGUGAAAUUAACGAACAGCUUGUAACUGAAGCUCGGGCUUUUCGAAAGAAGCGUUUAAGUGCAUUUGCUUGUCGUGAGGCUAAUGGCUUUGCGUUAUCGGAGAGGGUGGGUUCGAGUUUCGAUAAGGAAGAUGCAAACGUGCCCGUACCUUCUGUGAUGAUCGAACGAGAAGCGUUAUUGUGUGUCAGAAUGGAGGAGCUCAAUGAGCAGCGCGACUUGAAUACUCAGCUGCUGCGGGAUAUGAGUGCUUUGGGUGAGCGUAUUCGGGAUGCCAUGGACCCAGAGUCAAUAGCCAAUUCAGACAGCGAUGCUGUGUUUUCUCAUCUGGAGGCUCUCUUGAAGGCUCUGGAAGAGUCUCGUGCUGCUGAGCAGGCAGCGCGUGACCUCGCAGAGGAGCGAGAGGGCGAGUUGGCGCAGCUGCAGAAACUGUUUCAGAAUGAGGAAGAACGCUUGAAUAACGACCUUGGGGAGGCUCGUGAGGAGGUUGAGAGACUCCAAGGUGAACUGGAUUUGCUCACGGAUCAAUUGGACGAGGCAUGCAGGCUUUUUGGCGACGCGGAUGCUGUAAAUGCCGAAGGUGUUGCGAAGCUGGAAACCUUUUCUGAGGUUUUGGCGGCGGCACGCGGCGGAGAGAAAGACGCUAUUGAGCAGCUUGAAAUCAAGGAGAACGAGCUCGAGGAUCUUCGCAGCGCGCUGAAGGACACGAGGUAUCGUGAGGAGAUGCUAGAAAACCUGGAGGAUGAAGUAGCACAGCUGCAGAGAGAGAAGGAGAUAACCGAGACGGAGCUCGGUGCGGUGCAGAAGGAAAUGAGCGACCUACGACGCGAUCUACGUGCCGCUGAGGAUAGGGCUGCAGAGAAGUCAAGGGAUACCGAGAGAAUGAAGUUAGACCUCGACGCCCUCAACAGUCGCAUCCAAGACCUGCUUGAAGAGCUGGAGGAAAAGACAGAUCAGUAUAACCAAGUAAUCAAGGAUCUGGAUGACUUUGCGAAGAAUCAGAGCCGUGAGAACGAAAAGGAACUGCUUCAGCGUCUUUUGGCACGAGAGCAGGAGCUGUUUGAGUUGCAGGAGGCACGCCGCGGCGAGAACGAUGAGCAUGAGAAACAAGUCGGUGUACUACAAGGUCAGAUUAAUCGCUUACGAGAUCAGACGCACCAGGACAAUGCGCUACAUGAUGGACUUCAGGACGAGCUGGCUCGUCUACACAAGUUGCUCGCUGAUGCCGAAGCCGCACUACGGGACAAGGUUGCUGAGAACGAGGCCCUCAAAGACGGCAUAGAGGGCAUGAUUGAUGAGCACGAGGCGCAGAUGCGCGAGAUGGAGCAGGAACUGGAGGGCAAGAGCAAAGAGGUUUCCGACGCAUUGGAGAGGCUGGAGGAAAUGUCAGCCAUGGUUCAAGAGGCUCGUGAGAGCGAGGAGAGUGCGUUGCGGUUGCGCGCCGACUCUGACGCGGAGGUGUUCCGGCUUCAAAGGGAGCUCGACAAGAUCAAGCAGAUGCAAAGCGUGAUGACAGAGUCGAGUGACGACAGGGGCGGCCUCCUUGCUCAAAUCAUGGACAGUGAGGGUCAGCUGCGCGAUGCAGAGACCGCCAUCCGCAAGAAGAAUGCUGAGCUGGAGGAGGCAGAGAAGGAGUGGAGAAAGAAACUAAACAGGUCAGAGAAUCUUAAUCAUGAUCUUCGACGACUGCUGAAACGGACCAUGGCUGCGCUUUCUAAGUCUGCAGACACCAUGGGUAACUCAGCAGGCGCGUUAGACGCCUUCCGCGAUGAGCUGAAGCCCAUGAUGCAAUAG
This is a messenger RNA of Leishmania braziliensis MHOM/BR/75/M2904, 3177 nucleotides long. RefSeq lists its product as hypothetical. Gene Ontology annotation, cellular component: cytoskeleton. The record is from RefSeq and is a predicted model, not a curated record. Bases 1 to 3177 code for a protein of 1058 amino acids. The transcript has a single exon. NCBI's taxonomy places the organism in Eukaryota, Euglenozoa, Kinetoplastea, Trypanosomatida, Trypanosomatidae.